CUCCGACAGACAUUUCUCGUUCAACUGUCGACGCGUACGGUAGUUCAUUCUGAUUGCCGAUCAACCGUGUGUUCGCUCCUCCGGCAAAGGUGCAUUGGUGUGUCUGUGUGUGUGUGCGUGUGGAGGACGCUGGAUUGCAUUCGGGGAAAAUACGUCGGAUCCCUCUCGCUCUCUCUCUCACGCUGCGGGCGCCAACAGGCACCGCACAUCAUCACGAACUCUCCUCGUCGCACUCUGGCAGCACCGGAGCGGAGCGUGCAUUCGACGAAAAAAGGCGCAAUUCAGCGAAUUAAUCAACAGAAUUAAAUGAACCAAAUCGUUCCAUUUCGUUCCCGUUAGACAGAGCAGUGCUGGUGUUGCUACUCUCGUUAGGAGACGUAACCCAUGGUCGGCUCCUCAAGUGCUACCCCCAUUGCAUGUUGGAUACUCAUUAAGGCAAACGCGGAACAUCAUCGGACACGCCAAUUCCUGGAAGGAAAUGCUUCAUUGGCCGUGUCGAUAGGUCACUACCAACGUGUAUAUACGCUGUGCACUGUCGUCGGACAUCUUGUCAUUGGCCAGUGUGUUGCUCCAAUAUCGGGUGCUUGUCAUCUACGGGGAAAGCUAACAAACGAGAACUAAAAGCAAUCAGUGUGCAUGGUGGGCUAGAUCCUGUUAGAGCAAUCAGUAGAGCGCGGGGGGUUGAGGAAAGCAAAGUCUGCUGCUUGCACCAGAAUUAUUUUUCCAUUGAAAGUAGAAGUGCAUGUGGUGAGGUGUUGUGUACUCGCUGGCGCGUAGAUUUGUCGCACCAACCUGUCCCGGCAUCGAGUGCCCCUAAGAACGUGGGCGCAAUUUCAAUUAACGGUUAGCAACGUAACUCGCUGUCCUUGGUAACCCUACCAUCGAACUAUACGACAUCUAACGCUUCUCUAGUGCUGCGCAAUAAGCUUUUUAACACCGAGUAAAGCAGAUCAAGCGAUAAUUAGUCCUGGAGCACUGCUACUGAGCACCACUAUUUCCGGGAACGAACUGGGAUCAUUCCGGUGUGCAUUUGUGUGUCUGUGUGAGAGUGUGGGUUAGUGAGGAAUUGAAAACGAAAGGUGGCUUCGUCGCAAAUUGUUAGCAGUUUAGCAAGUGUGUAAGAACACACUGUGUGAGUGUGUGUUAAUUAAAGCACGAGUAUGUUCAACUAGUUGUGCGUGAUGCACUAAAAUCGGUGCACCAACCAGCGAUUGUGUAAACUAAGCGUGCACUUUAAGUGUACACGACGAUAAGUGUGGUGCUAGGGGAGACCGAAACCAAAAAAAAAACACAACCAUCAGCACCGAAACGAUGGCGUCUGUUCGGAAAAGUGCUUGCAGCAGCAGCCGGCUAAUACCGCUGUUGCUGAUGUGUCUAACCGUCGCCGUCAUCAUCGCGCCCGCCUGGGCGGAAAAUCACUGCAGCGAACAUCGGUACGAGCAUUCGCUCAACACCCAUCAUCUGCAGUUCACGAAGGAAAUCCCCGACCGGGAGUACGGUGUGCUGAAGCAGUUCAAAAGCUUGCACUGCUGUGGCAAAGGGUACCGGAGCAUUGAAUGGUUCAAAAACAACAAACCCCACCCAUGGAGCAAGGACGUGUCGUCCUUCAUCGUGUACCCGGAGGCGGCCAACCAAACCAUCUACAGUCCCCGGCUGGAGGAGAACGACAUCGGCAACUACAGCUGCAUCCUGCGCAACGAAACGCAUGCAAUUAAGCACGAAAUCGAACUCCGGUUACAGGAUAAGCUGGACAACCCGAUGCCGACGUUCCGGCCGAAGGAUCUGAUGGUGAGCGUUGGCGAAAGUGCCCGCUUCUACUGUGAAGCGUUCGUCGGCAACCUCUACCUGCCGGACGCGACCAACGAGAUCGUGUGGAGCCAAAUGUUCGACGACCAUCCGCACAACGUUAGCGACAGCAUGCAGGUGAACGUGACCCGGGAGGAAGGACAAAUCAUCGGCUCGUACCUGUCGAUACCGAACAUCCAGGCGCAUCACUAUGGCCGCUACCGGUGCCAGAUUGUGUCGGGCAAUUCGGCCCAAAAGCUCAACCUCAGCGUGCUGCUCUCGCCGGUGCAAGUGACGGCUAUCACCGACACGCAGCUAUCCGUGCUGGUGUACGUCAUGGCCACGUUGCUGCUCGUGCUGGUCGUCCUGUUUGCCUGGAUCUGCCGGACCGUGCAGCAGCGCACCAGCAGCAAGAAGGAUAACCGCUGUUCGGCGCAGUUCAUUGCGAAUAAUGAGCACGAGAAUGUAUAAAUGGAGCUCACGAGAACGUGGCUGAGAACGACGAACGAACGAUGCCAACGGGCAUGGAGUAGAGCGGCGAAUUGAUCUGUUGUGUACGUGUACGUGGUUUUUUGUUUUGCGCCAGGCGUGACACUGAACCAUCGAUUGCUUCGAAGAGACUGAAUUUCAUGUUUUGCUGUGUGUGCUUCAAACAGACCGCGACCCGAGCGCGGUCGAUCAGGUCAGUCCGACGGUGUGGCAUUUUCCUGUGACAACAUUGAAGUUACGCGCCACAACUCCCAGAAUGCAUCAAGUUUGACGACACACCUUUCAAAAAGGCGUUUUCUCAUGUUUCGUGCUUUUGCGCCCCAGCAAUUGGAAAUUAUGAGAUUCGAGACUAACCCAAUAUUCGUACACACAGCAUACAAAGCAAACCCCGUAGUCCGUCGUUUGCAAAACAAAGCCAAGCAAAAAAGCCGUUGCACUGUUUGUAUAGUUAGUGUUAAUGCCAACAGCUGUGUGUACGAGACAGGAGGGGAGGUCACAACACACAUUCCACACAUUUCUGGCGCUCUGUUGUUUUCCUCGGCUACGCAACACUAAAACACUUUCUGUGCACUUUGCCCUUUCUCUUACUGCAUAAACGGUAACGGAUACAGUGAGUUUGACAAAGGAAGGAGAGAGAGAACGAGCGAACAAAAAGGAUAUAUUGUAUCGUGACGGGUUUACGGACGGAGCCUGUUUCGGAAGCUAGCAAACACAACUAUACCCACAAAACUGCAUUUAGAAAGUAUUACGAAUGAGUUUUGCUAAAAGCAAUCAUUAGAUUUAAUGGAGGGAUUUAAGGGGGAAGGAUGUUGACCAUAAACUCAAACCUAUUCACAAACAAAAGUACACGCGAAGUGUGCUCUCUCUAUUUAGAACAGCAAGUUUAGGUGAAGAUAAUGGUAAUUAAAGAAAAGAAGUAGAACAUAUAGCUAAAACUAAAGUCUAUCGAGCGAGAAACAAAUGCAAAACACAGUGGUACAAUAUUGUUCUAUAUAAGAAACAGAACUUAAAUUUACACACAGUAAAACAAACUAUUGUAUACGAAGCUAUAACAACACGAACGUAACAUAAAAACACACACCCAUACACAUGAGCACAGUCCAAAGGAACCACACCACACAAAGGAAGAAAAGAUAGGAAUGAUGAGCACUAAUAGACUUACGAAUGUAGCAAUAAUCAAAAUUAUGUACCACCAUAUUAACUCACACACUUUUUCGUUAUGUGCUACUGCUGCUUCUGGUGUAAAAGAUGAAGAAAACUCUCCAAACAAGUAAGCGAUUUGCAACAAACACAGAACAAAGCGACAGAAUACUCGCAAAAUUGCAGCUCACAAGAGCAGCUGUUGUAGGCACUGCAGUUUCGGAGUACGCGUAGUGCGUGUUGUGUAUUAUGAACGUGUUGUGUAACUAGGUGUUGUGUAUGUUAUGUAUAUGUGUGUUGUGUACAUAUAUAUACUACAGGGUUUCCCACGAUUUAUUGGUUGGUUCCCACGAUUUAUUGGUGCGUUCCCACGAUUUUUUGGUCAUUUCCCAUA
This is a messenger RNA of Anopheles coluzzii, 3808 nucleotides long. RefSeq names its product fibroblast growth factor receptor-like. NCBI's taxonomy places the organism in Eukaryota, Metazoa, Arthropoda, Insecta, Diptera, Culicidae. The transcript is spliced from 5 exons. The record is from RefSeq and is a predicted model, not a curated record. The coding region runs from base 1312 to 2256 and encodes 314 amino acids.